AUGCAGAAGUGCGCUUUCCCUACAAUAGCCUUCAUAAUGUCAACAAGAUACGAUAGCACCAAGAAUGCUAUUAACUGGUUUAACUUUGACGCUGACGAACAAGGGAUCAUCUUGGAGAACUUCCACAUGUACAGAUUCUUCUGCUGUACCCUGCACGAGAUGGGCGAAUUUAUAUCCAGAUACUCAUUGGAUUACAUAGAGAUAACCUUUGUAUGCGCUAUCAAUCUUUACAGUAAAGGAAACAAGCUGGAGUUGAAAGAGAUGAUGAUGGAAGCACUGAGGCACUACAUUAUGAGUUUGUUCAUUUAUUUGUUUGUAUAUUUCCGUCUGCAAGUUUCUCACAGACUCGAAGUACAACCAACUACCAAUGCCAAAACUUUACCAAGAAAUGUUUCUAGACGUCUGAGAUUCUCCAGACGUCUCGAGUAUGUCUGCAGUAUGUCUGCAAGAGAUCUGAAGUGCAACCAGCCACCAAUGCCAAAGCUCAACCAUGAACUGACUCUAGACGUCUAA
Molecule: messenger RNA, 513 nt
Organism: Helobdella robusta
Lineage: Eukaryota; Metazoa; Annelida; Clitellata; Rhynchobdellida; Glossiphoniidae
Exons: 5
Coding region: 1-513 (170 amino acids)
Source: RefSeq, a predicted model, not a curated record